Molecule: messenger RNA, 1697 nt
Organism: Fusarium odoratissimum NRRL 54006
Lineage: Eukaryota; Fungi; Ascomycota; Sordariomycetes; Hypocreales; Nectriaceae
Exons: 2
Coding region: 43-1107 (354 amino acids)
Source: RefSeq, a predicted model, not a curated record
CAAUCUUAAACCAGUAAAAGCUAAAAUCUUUCAAGUUCUGCGAUGCCCACAGACGCCCCUGCCGCCCGGCGACAAGCUACGUCGCCCAAUAACGAGUCCCUGAGGCUCAAGAAAAGGGAGUCAGACCGCAAGGCCCAGCGCAUCUCACGCGAGAGGACCAAGAACCGCAUCGCCUAUCUCGAGGAUCUUGUUCAGAAGCUGAGCAGCGGAGAUGAUAACGGCAAGACCUUAUCAUUAAUGGCCCAACUGUCACAGGUAACGGAGCAGCGGGAUUCGCUGGUUCGCUUUCUUGAUUCCACAUCCUCGUCCUUGACUAAGCGUCUCUCCGAUGCGAAGAACUGGGAGAGCAGGACUUCACCCGAGGAGCAGCCUCAAGUACAGCCAAGCGUAUCUGGUACUAUUUACAGGGAAUUUCCUGCGUUGCUACCGGACUUGGUGGAGACGUUUCCGGCCGACAAUGAGCUUGGUCUGUUUUCGCCUGACUUCGCUAGGACCCUCCCGACCCCAAAGGACACAGCAUUAGACGGCGACCAGACAUGUAUAAACCAAGAGUUCGGGACAGAGCAAGAUCGCCUCCUGCCUCCAGCUACGUACAGUGUAUCGCAUGGCUACUCCGUUGUUAACGCGAUUCCAGCCGCGUCAGCGUCUGCAUCAGAUCAGAAAUCCCAUUGCGAUUGCACUUCCUCAGAAACAAGGCGGCUCUCGGAUGGAUCAGUGGUUAGCCGAAACAUAUGGCAAGCGGGCAACCAGGCCUUAAAGGACCCUACACUCCUAUCGGCCUCGAUGCUUGAGUUAGAACACAACGCCAGUGAUGAUGUCCCAAUACGCGUUGUGCUUUAUGGCUGGGAUCAUCUUGCGCAGUCGGGGAAAAUGACAUUACUUUGGAAGAGGAUUCGGCACCUCGACGAGAUUUGCUUUUCUGCUUGUGGCCAGGUAGAGCGUCUUGCCGUGAUUCACAUGGUUCACCGCUACAUGCGCGCCUACGCCAACCCAACAUCAGCCAACACUACCAUUUUGCCGCGAUGGUAUAUGAAAUCGUUUGUCUCAACCUCCUUCCACUUCACUCACUACCUAACUGGGUUGCCCAAGUACGUCAUCACAGGAUAGCUCUGGCCAUCCAGCCGUUGACUACCUUGCCUGGCCGUCCCUACGCCGUCAAUUUAUAGACUACCCGCAUCGAUACUGUAGUAACCUAUUCUGGCACAUGUUUGGAGAGCACCUGCGGAUCUCAUGGCCCUACGAAUUCCGUGAUGCGUAUAUCAUCAACGCAGGGCUCGGUAGGUAUAGCCUUUCGUCCCUAUUCAGGGACACAAUCUCCAAUCUCGGCUCUUGGGCCAUGCAUUCGGAUUUCUUUUACCAUUUCCCUGCACUUGUUCAGGACGUGCCCAAGUUCCAGCAAGAUAGUCUUCCCGUUACUAUUCAUUCUUUGCGUUUUCAGCCCAACUCAUUAGGGUACUUGUCUCAAAGUCGAACUCCGUCACAUCAGGGCACUCUUAAGGAUACGCGUGGCACAAUUUCUGAUGCUUCUAAGGAUGGUGAGGACGAUCAGGGAUGGAGUUGCGAUCCUAACUCCGGACAUUAUAACUGGUUUUUGGACGACCUUUAGCCUUAUUAUUUACUUUAUAUCCAAAUUCUUUAAUUAUCAAGUCAUGUUUCUUUUUCUUCUUGACUAGGUAUUUAACAACGAGAGAAGUAAC